Messenger RNA from Alternaria incomplexa, 1803 nucleotides. RefSeq lists its product as uncharacterized. Lineage: Eukaryota; Fungi; Ascomycota; Dothideomycetes; Pleosporales; Pleosporaceae. Gene Ontology annotation, molecular function: protein binding. Bases 1 to 1803 code for a protein of 600 amino acids. The record is from RefSeq and is a predicted model, not a curated record. The transcript is spliced from 7 exons.
AUGAACCACUACCCUCCCCGGGCGGUCAUGCCUCCCCAGACGGGCCCAGCCCAGCGCCUCAACGAGCUGCUCGACAACAUCAAGACCGAGUUCGAAGCCGAAUCCCAGCGCAGUGUCGAUGCCGAAGGCCAAAUCACGCGUCACAUCCAAGAGAUUGAGUUGAUUCGCGGCAAGGUCUACUCGCUCGAGCAGUCACACAACCAGAUGAAAGCAAAAUACGAGGAGCGUAUCGCCCAGCUGGAGCGCGAACUCGAGGCUCGCGGCGGCCCCAGCCAGAACUCGCAGCACCACGGCCCCUCGCAGCCUCAGCCGCCUCAGAUCGGCCACGGGCCUAGUAACCUGUUCGGCGGCAUAAUGGCAGGCAGUGCUGCCCAAGGUGGUCCGGGACUGGCGCCUCCUCCACAGGAGCCGCCCCAGGGCCAUGGCAUGCCGCCACAACUGGGAGGACCCCAAGGCCCCCCAGGACUGAACCCUGCUCCUGGUCCGCCACAGCACUUUGGUGGCUACCAGCAGGGUCCAUCUGUCAAUGGUUAUGGUCAGCCUCCACAGCCCACUGCCUCACCUGGUGCUAAGCGUCCAGGUCCUGCCCGCGGUCCCCCCAACGGCCCACCCAAUCCCGCCACUCCUCAGCAGAACAACCCGGCACCCUACCCCGGAUCGCCUCAAGUCCCGCGACCGACUCCUCCUCCCCACCAUCAGCAGCCGAGUGCGUUGAUGGCGCCCAACCACAUUCCUCUCAGCCAGAGCAACGUCUUGGCUGAUCUAGACAUUGAGCAGUUGCCAGAGAACCUGAAGAAGGAGGGCAGCGAUUGGUUCGCGGUCUUCAACCCUCGUUCAAGACGUGUGCUUGAUGUUGACUUGAUCCACAACCUACCCCAUCAAAGUGUCGUCUGCUGCGUACGCUUCAGCUUGGACGGAAGGUGGGUUGCGACAGGUUGCAACCGUUCAGCCCAGAUUUUCGAUGUCGAGACUGGAAACCCUGUCGCGCAUCUUCAGGAUGGAAGCCUGCCCGAGGACGGCGAUUUGUACAUCCGAAGCGUCUGCUUCAGUCCCAGCGGCCAGUACCUUGCAACCGGUGCUGAGGACAAGGUCAUUAGGGUCUGGGACAUUGCUACCCGCACCAUCAAGCACCAGUUCACUGGACACGAGCAGGACAUUUACUCCUUGGACUUUGCCAGGAACGGCAAGAUCAUUGCAUCCGGUAGUGGCGAUCGCAGUGUCCGUCUCUGGGACCUCGAGUCCAACAUGCAAGUCUCCAACUUCUCCAUUGAGGACGGUGUCACCACCGUGGCCAUCUCCCCCGACAACCUCUACGUCGCCGCUGGAUCUCUCGACAAGAGCGUCCGCGUGUGGGAUAUUCAGACCGGCCAGCUUGUCGUCCGUCUCGAAGGCGAGCACGGUCACAAGGAUAGUGUCUACAGUGUGGCUUUUGCUCCUUCGGGCAACAGGCUCGUCAGUGGCAGUCUCGACAAGACGAUCAAAAUGUGGGAGCUAUCCACCAACAACCGCUUCGUCCCAGGCGGCCACCAACCAACCGGCAAGUGCAUCCGCACUUUCGAAGGCCACAAGGACUUUGUGCUCAGCGUUGCCCUUACCCCCCACGGUGACUGGGUACUGAGUGGUUCCAAGGACCGCGGUGUCCAGUUCUGGGACCCUCACACUGGUGUCGCGCAGCUCAUGUUGCAGGGACACAAGAACUCCGUUAUUUCCGUAGCUCCCAGCCCCACAGGAGGCGUCUUCGCUACCGGUAGUGGCGAUAUGCGUGCGCGUAUCUGGAGGUUUGACAGGUAUCCUGGACCUUAG